Fusarium graminearum PH-1 is the source of this 2884-nucleotide messenger RNA. RefSeq lists its product as uncharacterized. NCBI's taxonomy places the organism in Eukaryota, Fungi, Ascomycota, Sordariomycetes, Hypocreales, Nectriaceae. Gene Ontology annotation, molecular function: protein binding. The coding region runs from base 1 to 2868 and encodes 955 amino acids. Gene Ontology annotation, cellular component: membrane. The transcript has 4 exons. The record is from RefSeq and is a predicted model, not a curated record.
AUGGAGCGCAGCCGUGGCGUUCCAGAAGAGGAGAUGUUCCUCAACAAGCCCGCUCCUGAAGAUUGCGACAGCCCGACCGUUGAACCACUGCGCAUAUUCAAGCCUCAGAGCCCUCAGCCUCCGAGGGACGGCAGAUCGUCCGCCUUCAGAUACCCGGCGCCUCCGUCGUCCACCUCUCCUGUUUCUCAGCAUUCGUUUCCUUUGCCUCCUGGUGCUUCCAGCUCUGCGGCACCACUUCCAUUUCCUGACGACGACGACGUCCGCAAACCUACUCCCGCGAAGCCGUUCGGUUCUGCCUACAAUGACACCAGUCCUCGAUUAGAAACUAGCCCCCAUGGGAAGAAGCCUGGUCUUGCGGAACGAAGAGGAGCUGCUCCGAAGCCUAUCAGCUCUCCUACAAGUCCUGACGCUGAUCACGAUCUUUUCCAGCGCCCCUUGGCUGAUAGCCAGCGCCCAGACUCAUCUAACGCAAAUUAUCACAACUAUCAAAAGACAUACUAUCCACCGCCCGGUGCGGCAUCCAGCUCUUCAAGCAAUGCACCUACAAAUUUGGCCCCUGCCCAGCAACUCAAAAUGAACGACCAGGGCGUAAAUCGCUUCGCUUCGACCGCUUCGACAUCUACCACCCGUGCUAGCCGUGGCUCUCCUCCGCCUCCCGAGACCCCGGUUGUGGAACCCGGACAGGCGCCGGCCGAUGCCAUCGAGGCCCGAUAUGCUGCCGCCGGUAUUUCUGGCACAGCUACACUGAACAGCCUCGGCGCACCGAGCGCCGCCGCAUCACAAAGGCUUGCACAAUACGGGAACCAACCUCCUCCACAACGGCCUUGGACACCGACUGAAACCCCCGACCAGGCACCAUCUGGCCCACCCACUGUGUACCAGGGUAUGAAUGCCAUCUCAAGCCCGGCGCAGUCACAUCAAUCGUUUAGCCCUCCUCCUCAGUCUGAACAACAGCCACAACAGAAGCCACAGGGACAAGGGCAAGCACAAGGGCAAGCACAAGUCAGUGUGCUAGAGCAAGAUUUCCAGCGAAUGAACACCAAUUCUCCUCCUCCUGCCUACUCAAGCCUCGGCCCUGGCGGUAACUCAUCUUACCCGAACGAGAAACAACGGCCUCAGCAAGCUGGAUCAAGUUCGGCUUCUGCUUCAUCACACCAGCAGCCAGCAACCUCGACACCUACAAAGACAACAGUGAUUGCUGCCCCCUCGACUGCAGCUAGCGGUCUUGCGUCACCUGCCUUACAACACCCAGGCCAUCCCGCGUUUGCCAAUGACCCCCAUCCUGCAUUCGCCAACGAGUCUCGCCCUGAGCAGAAUGGGCAGAGCUCUCAACAGCAAGUUGUUGCUCCUGCCCAGACCUUUGAGCCCCAGAACCCGGCCUCCCCUCCGCCCUUGCCCGAGGGAUGGAUCGCCCACCUCGACCAGAACUCGGGACAGUACUACUACAUUCAUUUAGCCACCCAGGCAACACAGUGGGAGUUUCCCAAGGGUCCAAACCCCAUAUCGCACGAACAAGCCCCUCUUUCGCCAACAGCUUCAACAUACGGAAACCCUUUGGCUUCACCCAACAUGUUUGGCAAGCAGUCUAUGGCCUCUCCCAUGUUUCCCCCACAUACCCCUGGUCACUUCGACCAGCCGUUCCUCCGUGAAGCCUUCGCUCAGAUUCCCCACGUCCUGCAGAUUGAUGACCACGACAUCUUUGACGGUUAUGGUUCAUACCCCGACUAUAUGCAGUCCUCGCCUAUGUUUAAGAAUAUCGGCAGGAUCGCGACGGAAAUGUACCUCCUGUUCCAACAUCACACUACCGUCGAGAUGCUGCGGAAUGUCAGCACCGAUCAUGAUAUUUUUACCAUCACAGGCACAGGCUGGCAUUUUGUGAAGUACUUGGGUCCGGCCGUGGUUGUUGUAGGCCCUGACUGCCGGUCUGAACGGACCCAGGCCCAAGUGAUGGCAGGCCCAACAUAUCAGGGAAUCUUCCCCAAGGUUGCUACACUGCCUCCUAGUGUACAGCAUUGCAUUUGGAUGGUCUCAGUGCCACUUGUAUAUCCGCGCUUAGAUACCGUUGAGAGUCUUGCUAAUACGAUGGCUGCUGGCAAGAAGGCUGUCAAUACGACGUACAACAUUCUGGGCAAGGUGACAAGCUCAGUCGCAGGCGUGGUUGGAGGCAAAGACGUGGUGGCGCAGGGAUUCUCACAAGUCAAGAAGGCGGUGGGCAAGACCGGUCUUAUGGGCAACGUUCUUAAUCAGUUCGGUGAACUUGAUAUUCAGGAAGUACUCAAGGACAUGUGGACUCAUGACACCAAGGAUCUGGAGAGAACGUAUUUGAUUCGAACUCUGCAAGGCAUAUCGCAACAGAAAGGAAUCCGAAUGACAUUCCUUUCUGGAGACGUCAACGCUUCAGGAGCUGGUCUAGUUCACGACCCAACACACCCUGGCGAUCACAAGACCAUGUACCAGAUUAUCUCAUCGCCUAUUGUGGCGGCACCCCAGAGUAAUUAUGUCCUCAAGAUGCUACACAACCAGAAGACUCUAUAUGUACCUCAAAACGGAAAGAAGUCGACACAUGAGGUAUCUGACACAAAAGAGGACAUGAUGGAGAUUUUCCACUCCGAUGCCAGUGGUGCUGCGCGAGAGCUUAAGAAGCUGAUGGGCCGACGUAACUACGUCGCAUUCGUUUCGUACGACCAAGACGCUGCCGCCGCAGUACCUCAAACGCCUUUCAGCCCCAACCCAAGCCUCAACGGUUCACAGCAGGGUCUGUCCAAGGUCAGUUUGGCUGUUGACUUCGUGGUACAAGGCGAUGGCGCCUUUACAGCACCAACCAAAUACGGCCCUGUCAUCAUCCCUCAUUUGGAAUAUGGCCGAUAAUGUCGUUCAUAUAUUU